AUGGCGCCCUCGGCGAUUGACGAGACCACCCUUGUGGUUCCCGACAACAAGCGACCGCCUGAGCGCAUCUACCCGCCUGCGAAGAUCUUCCCCGUCCGCGAAGCCCGAUUUGAAGACCCCAUACCCAUACACGAAGAUGGACGUCAGAAGGCGCUAGCACAGCCAACCGGCGGCGCUGUCAUCGUCAUUGACAAUGGUUCCUCAAAUGUCCGUGCCGGCUGGUCCUUUGAUGCUGCCCCUCGAUUCAGCAUACCGCCGAUCAUGGCAAAGUACCGUGAUCGCAAACUCGGCAAGACGUAUUCCUUUGCCGGCUCUGAUUGUUAUGCAGACACCACUGCUAAGGGUCACCUACGAUACGCUUUCGAGGCUGGGUCGGGCAUUGUCAGCUCCUGGGACGUCAUGGAACAUGUGUUGGACUACACUUUCCUCAAACUUGGCUUGAACGGUGUUGAUGGUGCAAUUGACAUGCCCAUUGUCAUGACUGAGGCCGUCGCCAACCUGCCAUAUUCCCGCAAGACCAUGACGGAAAUCAUCUUCGAGUGCUACGGCGCACCCUCUCUCACCUACGGAAUCGACUCUCUCUUCUCCUACAACUACAACGGCGGCAAGACCGGGCUUGUAGUUUCUUCUUCAUACACAUCGACCCAUGUCAUUCCUGUCUACAACUCAAAGGCCAUGCUGGCGCAAGCGACAAGGCUCAACUGGGGCGGUUGGCACGCGUCAGAGUAUCUGUUGAAGCUCAUUCGGUUAAAAUACCCCUCCUUUGCCGGAAAACUCAACCACUCUCAAGCCGAACAUAUGCUCCGCGACUAUGGCUAUAUAUCGACGGACUAUAACCAAGAACUCAAGACCUAUCUCGAUUGGACGGGUCUAGAAGAUCGUGAUAUUGUGAUUCAGUACCCCUUCACCGAGGAGAUCAUUGUGCAGAAGAGCCAAGAGGAACUUGACCACGAAGCCGCGUUGGAGCGAAUCAUCAAGGAGUUGGACAAGGCUGUUCGAAAGGGUCGCAUGAAGGACGUUGGCGGGGACGAAGAGGAGGCCGAGGUACCCGUCUUCGAUCUCGUAGAUGUGCCGGAUGAGGAGCUCGACGACCUUGGAAUCAAGGCCAAAAAGCAACAGAGGCUAGCCAAGGCCAACUACGAUGCUCGCCAGCGGGCCAAGGCGGAAAAGGAGGCGGAAAAGGCUAGGAUAGUGGAAGAAAAGAGGCUGGAUGAAGAGCGACGAGAGAAGGACCUCGAAGGCUGGCUAGGCGAGCGCCACGAGGCCCGCGCCGUCACGCUACAAAAGAUGAAGGAAAAGGAGCGCAUGAAGCAGGAUCUCGGCAACCGCAAGUCCCUCGCCUCCCAGAUCCGCAUGAAGAGCUUGGCCAAUCUUGCCUCCGACAACCCGACCAAGAAGAGGCGGCGAGGCGGCGACGACGACACGUUUGGUGCCGACGACGACGACUGGGGCGUGUACCGCGACAUCGCCGAUAACGCCUCGGACGAGGAGGAGGAAGAUCUCGUCGGCAAGCUCACCACCCUGGAGCAGGACCUCCUCAUUCGGACUGGAGCAACCGAGCUCAACCAGAUCCACCUCAACGUCGAGCGCAUCCGCGUCCCCGAAGUCAUCUUCCAGCCCUCCAUCGCCGGCGUGGACCAGGCCGGCCUCGUCGAAAUCGCCGGCGACAUCCUCAACCAGCGCCUCGCCGGUAUUCCCAACCGCGACGACUUCCUCCGCGACAUCUUCCUCACCGGUGGCAACACCCUGUUUAACAACUUUGACGCCCGCCUCCGCGCCGAGCUCAUGGCCCUGCUCCCCGCCGGCGCGCCGCUCACCAUCAGGCCCGCCAAGGACGCGGUCCUCGACGCCUGGCGGGGUGCCGCGCAGUGGGCCGGCUCUUCUUCCUGGAAGGCGGCCGCAGUGUCGAGGCAGGAGUACGAAGAGAAAGGCUCCGAGUAUUUCAAGGAACACAACUUGGGAAAUGCAUUUGUACAAUAA
Molecule: messenger RNA, 1980 nt
Organism: Parascedosporium putredinis
Lineage: Eukaryota; Fungi; Ascomycota; Sordariomycetes; Microascales; Microascaceae
Source: the annotation of a GenBank genome assembly